UAUAGAGAAUCUUGCAAGUUUGCGACUAUGGCCACUACAGCCAAAAAGGCCAAUACUCUCAUUUGAUUGCCGAAACUGUAGCCUUACGUGAAGAAAAUUUCUUUUUCCAUAGAAGGACUUGUUCCAUUAUUCUCUUGUGCAACUUUCACCCGGUUCCUCAGGUUCUUGAUUACUUGCAUCAAAAUUAGUAACACUAGAUUUCAUACAAACUGUGACAAAAAUUUCUAUCAGCUAACACUUUCAGAAUUUGUUGGUUGAUCCAAUUUGGAGUACUCCGGAAAAUUAAUUCCAGGCUGGAGAAUUCAUACACUGGAAAAGAAGAAAGAGAAUGGCUUCACUUACACCAGGAGUUUUAUUAAAGCUUCUUCAGAGUAUAAAUUCCAAUGUAAAAGUUCGAGGGGAAUAUCGAUCUGUGCUCCUGCAAGUAAUCAGCAUUGUUCCUGCUUUAACAGGAUCAGAGUUGUGGCCUAACCAAGGUUUCUUCAUCAAAGUAUCUGACUCCUCCCAUUCAACAUAUGUUUCCCUGUCACAGGAAGACAAUGAGUUAAUCCUGAACAAUAAAUUGCAACUUGGUCAGUUUUUUUAUGUUGAGAGAGUGGAAGCCGGAACCCCGGUUCCUGUUCUUGUUGGUGUCAGGCCAGUUCCAGGACGCAAUGCGUUUAUAGGCAACCCAAAGGAUUUGAUGCAGAUGUUAGUGCCAUCCGAGGGUCCAGUGGCAGUUGAUAAUGAAGGAAAUAAUGGUUCAAAAGCGAAGGAGUUGGUGGAAGCGAAAGAUGAGAGCCCGAGACAGAAAAUUGUCAUCAAAGAGGAAAAAGCAGUUGUUGCAUCAAGGUAUAUGCAGGGUGUUUUGCCAUCAAAUCCUAAAGCAAGUGGACCAGAUUCAAAUAGUUGUUUGAAAAGCACUGAGAAUGAGAAUGGGGGAGCAGGUAAAAAGGCAAAAAGCAAGCAACAGGAGCCUAAAGGUCAGGCAUGCCCGGCAACUCCUUCCCGCAGUAGGCCAGAGGUUCCAUUAUCAAAGCCAGAGGUUGUUGCAUCUAACACCAAGGAAACUAUGGUGCCUCAAAAGGGCACAACUGUAAAACGCUCUUCAGGUAAACUGGAAAACAUGAACUCGAAUUGUUUGCCAAACAACAAAGAAAAGAAUAAUUUGCCAGAAACAAAUUCGUGGAACUCUCUGCCUGCCAGUCUCUUGAAGCCAGGAAAGGGAAUGCUUAGAAGAAGAAAUUUAGCUUCCUUGGUUGCAGCAGAUGCUCAAAGGGAGGCAUCUAUGGCAACAAAUCUUGUCAAAUGUCUUAGCAUGUUGUCUGAUCUAUGCUACUCUGCCUCACCUGAGAACCCCCAGCUCUCUCUCACCAAGUUCUUCACCCUCCAAAAGCUAAUUGACCAACCAAGUGUCACGACACAUUUAAAAGAUAAAACGCUUCAGUUAUCAAUUCUUCCAUCUGGUCAAGACACAGAAAAGUCUAACAAAAGGAAAGGUCUAACCCGUGAAAAAAGUGCAUUAAAGUCCUCAAAGCCUUCAAUGCAGUUAAGUGGAGCUGAGAAGCUAGAAUGGGCCAAAGGAGAUGGUGCUAGAGAGAUAAAAGAACUGAGGGAAAUCUUGCUGCAUGAAACAAGAACUUGGUUUUUGAAAUUUUUAGAGGUAGCAUUGGAGGUUGGGUUUCGAAGCCAGGAGAAGAAAGGAAAAAGCGCUACAGGGCGAGUGAUGGAGCAGGACAACCAUAUAGCUGUCACAUUGUCACAGCUUAAAUAUGCAAAUGAAUGGUUGGAUAAACUAAGAAGCAACUUGAAUUCAGAUAAUAAUGGACUGAUGGAAACUGUUGAACGGCUGAAGCAAAAAGUUUAUGCUUGUUUGCUUAGCCAUGUGGACUCAGCAGCCUCAGCUCUGGAGAAUCGAUCUUGACCGUAGUUGAUUCAACAUGAAAUGAUGAUUUUACGACGUUGUUUGUGAUAACUUAGAGUAUUUAAGGUGAUUCAGAUUUUCUGGAUGAAUUGAGCCAAAUUCAAGUAUAGAAAGUUUGGCCAACCAUAUUUAACUUCUGGUUGUUCUGUCAACAAACUUAUGAAUGCAAGUCAUUUGUGUAUAACAAUAAAGUCAUUGAGGUUCACUUCGA
Messenger RNA from Theobroma umbraticum, 2114 nucleotides. RefSeq names its product protein CORTICAL MICROTUBULE DISORDERING 1. The record is from RefSeq and is a predicted model, not a curated record. Lineage: Eukaryota; Viridiplantae; Streptophyta; Magnoliopsida; Malvales; Malvaceae.